Molecule: messenger RNA, 2952 nt
Organism: Ictalurus furcatus (blue catfish)
Lineage: Eukaryota; Metazoa; Chordata; Actinopteri; Siluriformes; Ictaluridae
Product: zinc finger protein RFP-like
Exons: 7
Coding region: 39-1445 (468 amino acids)
Molecular function (GO): zinc ion binding; protein binding
Source: RefSeq, a predicted model, not a curated record
CUCUGGUCUUUCUUUCAGGAACUAAUUCCACUACAGUCAUGGCUUCCUCCAGAAGCACAGCACAUCAGCUUUCCAAUGCGUCUAAAAAGGUUCUGUGUGAUUACUGCACUGAGGAACAGCUGGACGCUCUAAAGUCGUGUCUGGACUGUAGAGUUUCUUUCUGUUACACUCAUCUGAUGCCUCAUAAAACUGUAGCAAAACUCAAAAAGCACAAACUGAUUGAACCUGUGGAGGUCCUGGAGGAUUACUUAUGCAAGAAACAUGAGAAGCCCCUCGAGCUGUUUUGUAGAGAUGACCAGAUGUGUGUGUGUCAUUUCUGUACUAAGGAAGACCACAAAACUCACAACACUGUUCCUAUAGAGGAGGAGUCUAGAGCGAAGAAGAGCCAGCUUGGUGAGACACAGGCAGACAUUCAGAAGAUGAUCCAAAACCAACUGAAGAAGAUUCAAGAACUCAAAUCCUUUGUAGAACUCAGUAAAAAAAACACAGAGAAGGAGAAAGCAAACAUUGUAGAGAUCUUUAGCGCUCUGAUGCACUGCAUUGAGAGAAGCCAGGCUGAGCUGCUUAAGGUGAUGGAGGAGAAGCAGAAAGCAGCAGAGAGGCAGGCUGAAGAGUUCAUUAAACAUCUGCAGUGUGAAGUCACUGAGCUAAAGAGGAGAAACACUGAGCUGGAGCAGAUCUCACACACUGAGGAUCACCUCCACCUCCUACAGAUUUACCCGACACUGUGCAGCCCUCCACACACCCAGGACUGGACUGACGUCACAAUUAACUCUCAUCUGAGUCUGGAGACUCUGAGGAGAGCUCUGUCUCAGCUUCAGAAAACUCUCAAUGAGGAAAUGGAAAAGGUUCCUGAGAUUAAACUGAAGAGAAUUCGGCAAUAUGCAGUGGAUGUAACUUUGGAUCCUGAUACAGGAAGUCCUGCUCUCAUCCUGACUGAUGAUAUGAAACAAGUGAGACAUGGAGACUUGCGACAAAACCUCCCCGAGAACCAGAAGCGAUUCGAUCAUUGUCCCUGCAUACUGGGAAAGGAGGGAUUCUCCUCAGGGAGAUUUUACUAUGAGGUGCAGGUCAGCGGGAAGAUUAAGUGGGAUAUAGGAGUGGCCCGGGAGUCUGUUAGUAGGAAGGGGGAGAUUACAUACAGCACUGAGAAUGGAUACUGGGUCUUAUGUCUGAGGAAUAAUACUGAAUAUAAGGCUUGUGACUCUCCUCCUGUUCCCCUCUCCUUGAAACCGGCUCCUCAGAAGGUGGGGGUGUUUGUACAUUAUGAAGAGGGUCUGAUCUCCUUCUAUAAUGUUCACACCAAGUCUCUUAUCUACUCUUUCACUGGUCAGACUUUGAAUGGAAAAAUCUAUCCCUUCUUCAGCCCUUCACUCAAUAAUGGAGGCAAAAACUCAGCACCACUGAUCAUCACACCUGUUCAAACUGAAAUAAUGCUUCCAUAGAAAUCAACUCUGUGCUGUUAAGCUUGCACCACUGUAAUAUUAUAUUAAAAAUACUACUAAGAGGGAGGUUUUCUACAUAGAAUUUGUAGCAGUCCCAUCUAAUGUAGUGUAUACUGUCCAUAUGGCCCGUGGGCAGGACCGGCCCAGUACAGGUUCUAAUUCAAACCCAACAGAUGAAUUUGGAUUUUCAUUUCGUGGACUUUAAUUAAACUGAAAGAUUCAAAUUGUAAACGAAAAAAGAUCAAUGAACUCAGGGACAUAAAUUCAGCUACUGACUGAAUAUAUACUCGUGAGUAAAAUUUGCUAAUUUCUAACUGUUCAUUUACAAACUAACAUUCUUAUGUUGUAACCAUGUGUAUUUCCAAAAGAACCUAGUUAGGACUUUCACAGCACUGGGUGUGAAUAUUUUUGCAGUUAAAACAUUUAAGUUUUUCAUUCGUAAAACAUUUUGCAAACUAUAUUGUGUGUGUAUGUGUGUGUUAUUGGUCUGGCCUUCUUGACAUUGGACUAAGUAUAAUGUAGCUCGUCACCUAAAAUAUAUUCUGACUCCCCAGAUGUAUAUCAGUCUCCCACUUCGACUGGUUUAUGUGUGGAACUGCUUGAAGUUUCAUUUACUAAAUGCAAAAGAGCUUUUAAACAGUUAGCUAGCAUGAUGAAGGCAACACUAUUGUUUUGUUAUCGUACUUACCUCAUUCAGUACUGGUGUAAGUUUAUUAUUUUUUUUAGCUUUAUCGGGUUUGUCUUGGUCACAUUUUUUUUCCUUCCAAGCUGUUUAAUUUCUUUAUUUUUUUUUUGUUAUUUUAUUAUUCGGGUGUAACUGUUAUGUGUAUGUGAUAUUUCUCUGAGGGCGCACUGUGGCUUUUAGUGGUUAGCACGUUCGUCUCACACCUCCAGGGUCCGGGGGUUUGAUUCCCACCGUGGCCCUGUGUGUGUGGAGUUUUCAUGUUCUCCCCGUGCUGCGGGGGUUUCCUCUGGCUACUCCGGUUUCCUCCCCCAGUCCAAAGACAUGCACGGUAGGCGGAUUGAACUACCGUGAAUGGGUGUGUGAAUGGGUGUGCACAGAAGGAGCCUCCCCUGGCGCACCCUGAGCAACGUUCAGUAUCAUACUGCUGAGCGGCGAAUCCUUCCACCACGAUGGUUCCGCUAUGAAGUGGAACCUCGACACGGAAAGAAGAAGAUUUCUCUGAGUAUUACAAUGCAGAAAUUCAAGUGCGAGAUUUGUGAAAGUACAUUUCAACACGUUGUGCCCUGAAAUUGCACACGUGAAUUCAAGUAAAUGUGUGACAUCAUGUGAAUAAAAUGUGAUAAAUAAAUAAAACCAUGUGUUACUUGUGAAAAAAUCCAUGGAAACGAAUCCAUUAAAGUAGGCACCUAGCAGGAGCAGUAAAUAGUAUUCAUGUUAUCCAUGAACAUGAAAAGGGCCUGGAGUAAACAAAUGAAGCUCUUCAAAAUUUCGUACAUACUCCGAGGAUCUAUGCAACAGAAUGUACAUUAUUUGCGAUAUGGC